This is a messenger RNA of Theobroma umbraticum, 2728 nucleotides long. The record is from RefSeq and is a predicted model, not a curated record. Lineage: Eukaryota; Viridiplantae; Streptophyta; Magnoliopsida; Malvales; Malvaceae.
AUGUUACUCCGUCUCCUCUUCUUGUGCCAUCUCAUAGUCCCCGGCUUCUCAGAGUUCCUAAGCUGUGCUUCAUCCACAACCAUGUCACUUGAUAUCCAGGACAAUGAAUCCAAGAUGGGCAGACCGAUUUUAUCUCGGGUAUCGAUGUCCAAUCCUGGCGACGUUGAAUUUUUAAAAACUUCUGCUUGCAUAUUUAAGGUACCAUCCAAUAGCACAUUCACCGUCUCCCCGGGUCCCAAACUUGUAAGACUUCAUUUUUAUCCAAUCUCUUAUCCAAGCUUAAACAUUUCAAAAGCAUUGUUUAAUGUUAGUAUCGGCAGCUACACUAUUUUAUCUAUUUCCAAGUCUUCCUACUCUGAAGGAGCUUUUGACGUUGAGCAUAUCAUCAAGGAAUACUGUGUUCCUGUAGAAGGCCAUGUUUUGAAUAUAUUGUUCACCCCAUCGUCAGAUUAUUCUGAUGCCUAUGGCUUCGUCAACAUGAUUGAGGUCGUUUCGGUGCCGCCGAAUCUUUACUUAGGAGAUUUGCUACUGCCACUCAUUGGACAUCCUAAUCAAUUUUACUCUAUGAACGACACGGCUCUUGAGACUUUUUAUCGGGUGAACGUGGGCGGUCCGUCCAUCUCUGCUGACCAUGAUACUGGCAGUGGCAUGUCUCGUGCUUGGUCUGGGGACCAAGGUCAUCUGUUUCCUAACACAGAUAUUGUCCAAUUCAAGAUAGCAGAAUUUAGCUUCGGUUCUGAGGUGCCAGCCCCAAAGGAAGUCUAUUCCACAGCUAGAAAGACAUUUAUUCCUGAUGAUAACCUAACCUGGUCACUCCCUGUAGAUUCUGGCUUCUGUUACCUCAUUAGGCUUCAUUUGUAUAUGACGUAUAGCUCGAAGUUUAUGGAUGAGAAUCAAAUGGUUGUUCACAUUUAUAGUCCUGAUCAUGCAGAAAUCAACUUAACUGAGGAGUUGGAAGUUCCCAUCUAUAGAGAUUAUCUAGUGAAUUUCUCAAGAAAAUACCACGAGAUAAUGUUUCUAAAAGUUUCCAUAAAACAAAACAAAAGUGCAAUUCAUAGUGUGCCAAUCUUGAAUGGGCUAGAAAUCUUCAAACUAUCUGAUGAUAGCAACUCUCUUGCGGGACCUAAUCCAUUCAAAGCAAGAAACGUAUCUGACACCUCAUCUAUUGGUAUUCCAAAGUUCGUGAAGAUUGUUGCGGAUAUAUUAGCGGGGGUUGCUGCACUACCUUUUGUAUGCUAUGGUUGCCUCCUCCUUUUACGUUUCAAAUCACGACAGUGCUCUUACUUAAAAUGGAAAAGAAGAGUUGCAUAUUUACCAUCGUCAAAGCACUGCCCGCACUUCUCUCUUGCUCAGAUAAGGUUAGCGACCAACAACUUCUCGGAUGCUUUAUUACUUGGCUCAGGGGGGUUUGGAAAGGUGUACAGGGGCUGUAUUAUUGAUGGCAUAGGCGACACCAUCGUUGCUAUAAAGCGUGCAAAUCCCAAUUCACACCAAGGACUAAACGAGUUCCAAACUGAAAUCACCACACUUUCUAAGCUGCGGCACUGCCACCUAGUAUCCUUGAUCGGCUGUUGCAUGGAAGAUGAUGAAAUGAUUCUUGUAUACAAUUUUAUGGCUGGAGGUACUCUACGCGACCACCUUUACAACACCAAGAAAACACCACUCCCAUGGAAGCAGAGGCUAAAGAUUUGUAUUGGUGCAGCUCGGGGACUGCACUAUCUUCACACAGGAGGAAAGCAGACUAUCAUUCACCGUGACGUGAAAACCACUAACAUCCUUUUGGAUGAAAAUUGGCUGGCCAAGGUUUCAGAUUUUGGGUUGUCAAAAAUUGGACCAAAUAUGAUUGAAGAAUCUGAAACUCAUGUCAGUACAUUGGUCAAGGGCAGUUUUGGAUAUUUAGAUCCAGAAUAUUAUCGCCGUCAAAGAUUGACUGAAAAAUCUGAUGUGUACUCAUUUGGAGUGGUACUAUUCGAGGUACUAUUUGCUAGACCUGCUGUGUUACCACUGGUUGAAAGUGAAGAAGAGCAUGACAAGGUAAAUUUGGCUGAGUGGGCUAUACAUUGUCAUCAAAUGGGGACCUUGGAUCAGAACAUUGACCCUUCCCUACUAGGACAGAUUAACCCUGAAUGCUUUCAGACGUUCACAGCUAUUGCAAGGAAGUGUCUGGCAGACAAGGGAAGUGACCGGCCAAGUAUGGGAGAGGUAUUGUGCAACUUGGAGCAGGCAUGGCAACAGGAGCAGAAGUGCUCCUUGUUGGAAGCCAACUGCCUUCAAGGCAGGGCCAACGUGGGAAUUGGUGGUAAUAUGCCUCCAACAAUUGAUGGUCAACGAUGCUUACCAACUGGUAAUUCUGAUCCAACCCCAGGUGCUGAGUUUUCAGAGAUCAUUGUUCCAAUUGGACGUUAAGAGUUUUCAACACUGUUUUGCAGCCUGGAAUGUGCAGAGCUUGGUCCUUGAGCCUUUGCUUAGCCCAUUGGAACUUAAUGGCACAAUCUCCUGCUGUUCUUUAAAUACCACAUAGACUUAGGAUCUUCUGCCAAACUUGAACAGGCUGCUUCGUAAAUAAUAUUUCAGCCCAAAAUUUCAAAGUGGAUUACACAGAGGAAAAAGGAAAAGCAAAAGGAGUACCUUACUACCUUUACUAGUGAUGGCUUAGGAUCUGGAAUGUUUACUACUAAAUACUUAUGGUGUGUUUUAUAGUACUAACAGCUAGCAACUAGUACUAUAU